Messenger RNA from Volvox carteri f. nagariensis, 2330 nucleotides. RefSeq lists its product as uncharacterized. Lineage: Eukaryota; Viridiplantae; Chlorophyta; Chlorophyceae; Chlamydomonadales; Volvocaceae. The record is from RefSeq and is a predicted model, not a curated record. The coding region runs from base 54 to 1466 and encodes 470 amino acids. The transcript is spliced from 12 exons.
GCUGGCAGUCGUCAGGCAACUGAGGCCACUCAGGCCACACGUGCUACAUACGAAUGAAGAGCGUCGUGUGCUCUGGAGUGAUUGCAGUGCUAACCGCAGCCUUCAUUGCCCUGAUAAGGAGCACAAGUGCCUCCUGUAAUUAUGAAAUAUGGAUUGUCGACCAAGCCGACUCCAACAAUGGAACGGCACUUGUUGGCUAUGGGGGAUACAUCUACAUUUUCCAAAGCCGUGACCUGAAAAAAGCCCAUGAAAUUAUUGACCUCGGCGGUGAAGUGUCUCGGCUCUGCUUCCAGCAAACAGGCUCGUACCCCGUCCGGCCGCACAUGUUGCUGUUCAACCUAGCCCACUCGCAUGCCGUACUGGCGUUUGUGGCUUCGGGCCAUGUCGUGAUUUUCCGCUCUGCGGACCGUCAGCCGUUGGCCUGCUUCCGCACCACACCAGGCUUCAAUGGCCUGCGCCAGGCGCACGCUGGGUUCACAAUGGGAGACGACAAGUACAUCGUUGUGGCGAAUCAGAACGGCAAGAAGGUCGAGCGGAUAAACGUCGAUUGGGAGAACGAAGUAUUCGAGCAUGACAUGAACGCGACAUUUACAAUGUACGGCAACUGCACGACACCCAACAACGCACCCUGUGAAGACCCAGUUCUCCGCCCGGAUAAUGCGCCGAUCUGCACCCCGCCGGGCAACCCACCGCUGGCCUUCAUAACACUGCGCGGGGGCGGAAUGUUUGUGCUCGACUACACAAAGACGCCGAUGCAAGUCGUAGCGGAGUACGACAAAAAUCACAUUGGAGCCAACGGAUGCGGCGGCGUCGCAGCGGGCAAUUACAUUACAGUCACCUUCGUCCCUGCCGUACAUACUCCCUGCCGGUGUAGGUACAUCAACUCUGGAGGGGGCACCCCAAAUAACCUGUACGAGUUCAAGGUAUACAAACUGCCCCAAACCGGCUACGCGGCAGGCAACCCGCCCAACACGCCCGUUCCCAAAGUGGUGGCUGACGACAGUACAGGUGAACGGGACGCGCACUACGCGGGCGUCACCUACAAUCAAAAAAUAAAGGCCAGCUAUUUCUGGCAGCCGGACAGGGCUCAAAGCGUCAUCGACGUAUUUUCUUUCAAGUCUGACAAGUUCGUGAACCGGAUCGAUCUCAAGGCCACAAACCUUUCAACCGACCCCACACCGGAUGCACUGGCCAUCUCGCCGCUAAUGGACUAUGCCUUCGUGAGCCUCCGCGGGCUGUACCCAAUGUCCGCGGACCCGCACGUCAGCACGGGGAGCUCUCCAGGCCUGGGGAUUCUCCGGGUCAUCCAUUCUGGUCGGAGUGCGCAGCUGAAGGCUAUCGUCCCCAUCGAGAACCUGGUCAAUGGCACGAACCGUGCUGACCCGCACGCGCUGGGCUUGUACGUGACUAGAGCCAACUGUCCAGAGGCAUAUGGCUUCCGGCGGCAGCUGCGCGGUCGCAGCUGAUUGAUUAAAUUAGCAGCAGUGCAGUUCUGUUUUCUACGCGGAAAAGCGCUUAUAAAAGGGACCCUUGAUCGAGUCCCAGCGGCUGCAAUAGUCUGUUAAAUGUUUGGUCACCUACAGAUCGCACCCUGGUAUAACCAUAAAUAUAACGAUAAAUAAUUUCUCAGACGGUAAAAACAAAGCUCCUGGACGCAUAUGGACAUUUUGCUAACACCAAAGUUUAUCCAUCUAUCCACGAAUGCAUGUGGUUAGGACGUUGUAGGAUGUCAUCAUGCUUGCUGCACAAUCCCUUAGCUGCACGCCUGCACUUAGACGAUAGUAGAUAGGUUGCUAUUUCUGCUCGUUUUAAAGUUCUGGGAUUGUGGACGGAUCUGUUGGAUGCGGGCGUAUGUGUAUAUGUUGUCGUGCUUUUGCUAUAUAUGAUCUCACGCAAAGGGAUGGAGCAACUGCUCAUGCUCUUGCUCCCGUGAUUAAUAUCUCACCUCACUCGCAAGAUAUUGGAGCAGCGAGUGACGCUCAUCAUUAAUAUAAGGUAUUUGAUCGCCAGGAGCAUCGCCAAUUAAACGGUCGACUUGGUAUUUUCUGUUCAGGGCUAUUCGAAGUCUUGUGGAUCCUCUAUUUCUUCGUGAUUUUGUACGGAUUGAUGCUGAAGCGUGCUUUCUAAUAAUGAGACGCUGAAGCAAUUCACGGAUUUGGAGAGGUGUUCGUAUCGAGAUAUCAAGCAGUUUAGGCACCUCAUGUCCGCAACACAGUUCAUCAUAUACAAGGCAGUUCGUCAUAAAAAGUGGCUCUGUAUUCCAAAACUUUUCUUUAUGAAGUAGAUAUGAAAUAGUCCGUGCCAUUCCCAUCCAUUUUGCAAUCUGUACA